UAUUCCCCAUGUAUUAAUCAUCGCCAGUGCAAGUGAAUUCCUGAUUAUCUAAACGUGUUACCGCCUACCUGAACGAGGAGACCGCUCAUACAGUCCACUGCGAACCCGCCAUACCCGAACGAGACGCCUUUUAAGGUAAUAAUUUUAUUUCUGAACUACUACGUAACAUGUUUAGACGCCAACCUCAUUGGCUCUAACAUGAAAUCUGAUCCUCCGCGGCCACAUACGAAACCUGGUCCUAGAAAAAGCGACCUACGAACAGUUAAACGCUCAUUUCGAUUUUUUCUGAGAUUUUCUUUGUGAGCUUUCUUGGAAAAUCGUGUAUUCUCGAUUCGGACGCUUUCGACCACCAUCUUGUAUCGAAAUUUGAAAACAUCGAUUAGUGAUUUAUGAUAUCGACUAUCGAGCUGUUAACAGUCGAACUUUUACACCCGGUUCGACAUAACCUAAAAAGUUUUGUUUUGGUUUUGAACUUCAGUGCCUAACAGUAAGCUACAAACUUUUACCGCUAACUGCGUGUUUUCUUACCGCUAAACGUAGUGAAUUACCGCCUAUCUUUUGUUAAUAGUGAAUAUUGAUCUGCAAACUAUUGUUUUUGAACAGUGAUCUUGAACUAUUUCUUAUUAAAUAUGAACUUUUUCGGCCAUCAACUUAAACUGUUCUGACCGCUAAUCUGAACUUUUUCGGUUGUAAAUUUCAAUCUGGUAACCUAUUUUUCUAUUUCUGUAUGAUUAUUCAUAACAACCAUGGCGUCGAAUUUUCUAUUAUUGAAUAAGCUAAGAAGGUUGCACCAAUCGAUAUCUUCUCUAGCUGAUAAGUACAAUGAACAAGUACCUAUGACUUGUAGUGAAUUUUAUUUUGGUCUGGAUAAAAAAUUUGACAAAUUAAUGAGUGAAUAUGAGGAAACUGAUAAAGAGUCGCUAUCUGAGGAAGUUAUCUUGGAGUUUGCUGAACUGCAAAUCCAUUUCCAAACCAGAUUUGACAGUAUCAAGCUGGUUGAUACCAUUCCUAAAACUGCUGUUACCGCUAAUGAACUGCCAAUUAAUAAUUUUGUGAAACCUCAGUUGCAGAUACCUACAUUUUCAGGCAAACCUCAUGAAUGGAAUAUUUUCAAAAAUGUUUUUGAUGCUGCUGUUCACACCAGUAAAGACUAUUCCAGUGAGGCCAAAUACCAUCUUCUGACUUCAUAUUUAAGUGGUGACGCUUUGACCUUGGUUCAAAAUUACGCCAACACCGCUGAAUGCUACAAAGCUGCCUACGACAGCUUGCACAAACGAUACAACAAUAUCCGGUAUCAAGCAUAUAGUCUAUAUAAUAAAUUUGAUACCUUUGUUCCUUCUACUACUCUGGCUGAAACUUUGAAAAAAUUUUCUAUCGAGCUCAACUCAGCCAAACGAUCGCUAUUUAACAUGAACCUGAACCAAGCUGAUUUUUUGAUUACCAUGAUGUGCAUUCGCAAAUUACCGCUUUCUGUCCGCACCAAAUUUGAAGAAUCCAUACCAGAUGAUCAAGUUCCCACCUUUGACCGUUUAUUGAGUUUUGUGGCUAGUCAAGAAAAAUCGCUGGAAGUGACCGCACUAACCCGCAAAUAUGAACAAGUAAUUAGCGCCAGCAUUGGAUAUGUAGAUCCUGUUUCUGUUAAAGCUGAACCGAGCACAAGUAAUUAUCAACAGAGAAAGCAGCCCUUUUCUUCAACUAAAACUGGGUAUCCAAUCAGUGGUGGCAUUUGUAUUCUUUGUUCAGAAGGACAUCAAUUGUAUAGAUGUGACAUUUUCAAAAGAGAAUCCGUAUCCAAACGCAAUCAAAUUGUAAAGCAACACAAAAGGUGCUUUGUUUGCCUAGGGUCUCACCUGAAAGCAAAUUGCAACUCAACGAUUUGCUGCAAGAACUGCCGCUCUAAUCACCAUCAUACGCUUCUGUGCAAUAACGCUAAUAAUCUUCAAUCAUUACUUUUUAAAGAACAACGCUCUGAACACCGGUUUGCUGAGCCACACCAAGCACCAAAUCAAUAUGGCCGCCCGCAUACCGGUACUAGCCAAAACGCCGCGCACCAUGCGCCUCCUCCUGGUUUCAGCCCGCUACCUGUGCCGACUUUUGCCGCUGCCCCACCGCAACCGCCAGUAAGCUCUUAUCAUGCACCUUCUAGCAGCGCACCAAACCUGGCUAUCAGCUCUAAUCUGCCUCCUAGUUCGCCGCCAGUCAACAGUUAUGCAUCUCCGCCUGUAAGUUCAAGCCCUGCCUCCAGUGCACAAUAUGCAACAAACAAUUCUCUAUCUUCUAUACCACACACUUUUAGUGGCUGCACUCAGGUGAAGGCCGUACAUGCUUCUGCUUUACUUGGUACCGCUGUCGUUACAGUCUUGAACCAAUACAAUCAACCCUUCUUGUUGCGUGCUGUGUUGGACUCUGGUUCCAUGCGCUCCAUUAUCACCACCCGAGCCGCCACCGCAAUGGGUUUAGUUGUUGUGCCCGCUCAAAUCCAACUGAAUGGAAUCUCUGAAAAAAGGACAUCUGUCAAAGGCAUUGUGCAGUUAAGAAUAUUGUCAGAACCUCAAUUUGAUAUUGCUCUUUCUACCGAAGCUCUUGUAUUAGAUCAAAUUGCUGGCAAUCUACCUGUCUUUCCGCUUCACCCUGCACUAAAGAAUUCGUUUGCGCAUCUGAACCUUGCUGAUCCUAAUUUUGAUAAGCCUGCUGAAAUCGACCUACUGAUUGGUGCCGAUUUAUACUCCAACAUCUUUAUAUCCGCAGAAAAUUCCAUUAUUCCUGGUAACCCUGCCGCCUUUGCCACAAUCUUUGGUUAUGUUUUAAGUGGUAGAUUGAAUAUUGAGGACUCGCCCGCACCGCUCAACGAAAUGCAGCUCAUUUGCACUAUGUUUGCACAGGAAGCACAGCUCAACACCAUCAUGAACAAAUUUUGGGAAACCGAAGAGGCCAUCCCCGUCCGAAAAGAGUCAUCGCCCGAAGACGAGUUGUGUGAGAAACUGUACCAAUCCACUACUUAUCGCACCUCUGAAGGAAGGUAUGUUGUGGCACUGCCUUUCAAACCUGGCGCUCCCACUCUGUGCAAUAACCGCAGCAAGGCAUACCGCAAUCAGUUAGGAUUACUGAAAAAACUGAGUCAAUCUGAUGAACUUGAAACCAAAUACUCUGACUUCAUGCAUGAGUAUCGUGACUUAGGUCACUUGAAAAUCGCUGACUCCGCUGUAGAUUACAUCAUACCACAUCACGCAAUAUUCAAGAAAAACGACAACACUCAAAAAAUUCGAGUUGUUUUCAACGCAUCUAGCAAAGACGCCAAUGGGCUCUCACUUAACGAUGUGUUGCUGCCUGGAGCUAAACUUCAAACAAACAUAGUCCAAGUGUUAACCCGCUUUCGUUCAUACCGCUUUGUCAUCCUUGCAGACUGCAAACAAAUGUACAGACAAAUCUUGCUGAGACCUGAAGACCGCCAGCAUCAACAUAUAUUUUGGAAACCCACCCACCAAGAAAAAAUUCAAGAAUUUGAACUGUUAACAGUGACUUAUGGAGUAUCUUCUAGCGCGUAUCUUGCUCAGCGUACUCUGCAACAAUUGGUGGAGGACGAAGGUGAAGCUUUCCCACUCGCCAGUCAAGUACUGAAGUCGCAAACAUAUGUCGACGACAUACUUGGCGGAAGCAAUGACCUGAACACCGCACAUUCACUUAUCAAAGAACUCAAUGAGUUAUUGUCACUCGCCUCCUUUGAAUUGAGGAAAUGGAAUUCCAACACACCUGAGUUGAUUGAGCAUAUGUCGCCCGAAUAUUUGAGCAAUCAGGAAUGCCUGUUUGAUGAUACUGCAACCGCCAAAGUCCUUGGUAUUGUGUAUAGUCCGCUUGCCGAUGAUUUCCGAUAUUUCAUCUCUUCCUUCUCUGAAAAAAGCACGAAAAGAACAAUACUCGCCUUCAUUGCACGAAUUUAUGACCCACUGGGAUGGCUAUCACCGCUUAUUCUCCUGUUUAAGUUAUUCAUGCGCACUCUGUGGUCUGAACGCCUUGGAUGGGAUGAUGAAAUUCCUACACCACUAUUAACUCAUUGGAAAUCCUUGGUUACCGCUAUCAACCAGUUACACCAGAUUCGCAUACCAAGACUGUUAGCUUGCUCCCAUUCCUCAAUUAGACUGUUGGGAUUUGCCGAUGCUUCCGAGAAAGGAUAUGCCGCCUGCUUGUACCUUCAUGAAGAAGUUGAAAACCGCUUUAUCGAUUGUCGUCUUAUUGCCGCCAAGAGUCAUGUUGCGCCCCUCAAAACCCUAACAAUUCCUCGAUUGGAAUUGAAAGGCUGUCUCUUGUUAGCACAACUUGUAUCUGUCAUUUUACCAACUCUAUCAGAAUACAACCUGCUGGAAAUUCGUCUCUACACUGAUUCCAAAACCGCCUUGGACUGGAUCAAUACACCUACUUACAAACUGCAGAUUUUUGUUGCUAAUCGUGUACAACAAAUCACUCAAUUAGUGAAACCCGAACUAUUCAAUCAUGUGUCCUCGCUUAAUAAUUGUGCUGACAUUGCUUCUCGUGGACUACUGCCGACCGAACUCGUUUCCUGCCAUACUUGGUGGCAUGCUUCUGCCGCAUUUCAAUGCCUCGCUGUUGAUUUUCCUGUGUCUAAUCACAUUGUCAGUGAAACAAUACCUGAGAUGAAGUCAAACCCGCUGUAUAUUCUUGCAACCACCCAAGAUGAACCGCCAGCGAAUCCGCUAUACGCCGCUUGUGAACGUGUAUCCAAAUUUGGAAAAUUAUGCCGAAGUUUUGUGUAUAUACUACGCUUUAUCAACAGAAUCAAGAUCGCCCGCCAUGACUACAGUAACAAAUUAAUUCAAAAAUUUUGUGACUGUGAACCGCAUCCUGCUACUAUUGAUGUUGUUGCCUCUGAAAUGGAGAUUGCUAGAAGGCUCAUUAUACAAGUCGUACAAAAGGUCAAAUUUCAGAAGGAAAUAAAUGAGUUAAACUCGGGAAAAUGCCCCAAACAUUUAUUGACUCUGCAGCCUUAUAUUGAUCAUGAGAAUUUGAUCCGCCUAUCUGGUCGUCUGGAGAAUGCGCCUAUUUCCAGUGAAGCUAAAAAUCCGUUAUUGUUACCAAAAAAUGAACAUGUUUCUACUCUCAUUAUUAGACAACAGCAUCUCAUGAGCUGUCAUGCUGGUCCCCGCACCACCCAAUCCGCAGUAUGCCAACAAUAUUGGAUAUUAUCAGCUCGUAAUCAGGUACGUCGUGUCAUACACCAAUGCAUCAUCUGCAACCGAUUUCGCCGCUCAAAUUUGCAACAACGCAUGGCCCCGCUACCAGCCGAACGGGUCACCAUCAACAAACCAUUCAAUGUGACUGGCUUGGACUUUGCUGGACCUUUUAUUUGCAAGACAUCUCUGCUAAAACGUGCGCAAACUACAAAAGGAUAUUUGUGCAUAUUUGUGUGUUUUGCCACAAAAGCCACUCAUCUCGAAUUUCUGUCUUCUAUGUCGGUCAACCACUUUAUCGCCGCACUACAACGAUUCAUUGCCCGACGAGGUACGCCUCACACGCUAUGCUCUGACAAUGCCAAAACUUUUGUAUCCGCCGCUAGAAAAAUGCAUGAAUUGGCCAAGCUUUUGGAAUCACUACCCUCUGAUGUCACUUGUUUUCUGUCCAACCAUGGCAUAAAUUGGAAAUUCAUCCCUCCUUACGCACCCCACCAUGGAGGCCUGUGGGAAGCUGCCGUCAAAUCCGCUAAAACGCUGUUGUAUCGCUGUAUUGGAGACAAGGCUCUCACAUAUGAAGAAUUUGACACAAUAUUCACCCGCAUAGAAAGCAUUUUGAACAGCCGACCGCUAACUGAACUGUCUUCACAGCCCGCGGAAGCCGCUUCUGUUCUAACACCUGGCCAUUUCCUAGUAGGUGGACCCCUGACCGCACCACCGCAACCAAUAGAGACCAAAGAAAUACUAUCAACUCGCCGUUGGAGACAUUGCAACCAAAUGAUGCAAUUCUUCUGGAGCCAAUGGUCAAAAGAAUAUCUAUGCACACUAAUGAACCGCACAAAAUGGAAGGUUACUGAAAGAAACUUACAGAUUGACGAUUUGGUUGUAGUCAAAUCAAUCAACACCUCGCCGCUAAGCUGGCCGCUAGGCAGAAUUGUAGCGCUGCACCCUGGCAAAGAUUGACUCGUCAGGAUAGCGACAAUCAAAUGCGCCUCUGGUAAUAUUGUGAGAGACCUAAGUAAAAUUCACCGCCUCAUUUAGAACAAUCUCUAACUAUGUUACUGUAAAUAGUUUGGUUUUACCCGCAUAACCUGUGACUGUCCGCAUCGCUUCGUUACCGCCGCCUACUACUAUCUACUUUCUACGCCUAUCUACUUUGCCGCUACAUCCUGAUGACCACACCGCUGUUUGCUGCUCUGCUCCACCUCUGUUGACGCUCAGCUCCACUUCUAUGAUCGCUCCGCAGUUUAUGUCUACGCGCAUUCCGCAACUUGUGCUGUGCCGCCCCGCUUGUCUUCACGUCACGCUCCCGUGUUCACACCACAUCGCUCUGGACUUCUCCGCUCACUGUAUUCAAGACCGCAGACCCACCGCCAUCUAGUUAUUGCCGACCGCCCUGCCGCAAUGUACUGUGUUUGUUGCUGCUUCACCCGAUUUAAAAACUGUUCGUUUUUGGGGGGGAGUAUGUAUGGGCCAAGCCAUAUCUUGCCAUAUUUGAAUCGACCGCGCUCACCCACGGCCAUCUAGCAUGCUUCUCCCAUAGUUUGCACUGUUCUCCCUGUUUUCCCCCGCACUUUUUGCUUACCAGCUACUUCCGCUUUGUAACCGUUCGAGGACGCUUGUGCUACGACGCCACACGAUUGUUUCUCCCUUUAUAGAAGUUAAUAAAUGUGUUACCGCAUCGCUUGUUUGUAUUUUAAACUACUACCGCGACUAGUUAGGAAAAGUUAUUGUUUAAGUACUCCGCUAAAUAUCUAGAUUAGAUCUUCUUUGUGUAAUCUCUUCGCCACGACAUGGGCCCAUGUAUUCCCCA
Messenger RNA from Nilaparvata lugens (brown planthopper), 6996 nucleotides. RefSeq lists its product as uncharacterized. The transcript has 2 exons. The coding region runs from base 747 to 6146 and encodes 1799 amino acids. The record is from RefSeq and is a predicted model, not a curated record. Gene Ontology annotation, biological process: DNA integration. Lineage: Eukaryota; Metazoa; Arthropoda; Insecta; Hemiptera; Delphacidae. Gene Ontology annotation, molecular function: nucleic acid binding.